Messenger RNA from Maudiozyma barnettii, 3579 nucleotides. RefSeq names its product Mdm1p (gene MDM1). Gene Ontology annotation, cellular component: intracellular membrane-bounded organelle. Gene Ontology annotation, molecular function: phosphatidylinositol binding. The record is from RefSeq and is a predicted model, not a curated record. The transcript has a single exon. Bases 1 to 3579 code for a protein of 1192 amino acids. Lineage: Eukaryota; Fungi; Ascomycota; Saccharomycetes; Saccharomycetales; Saccharomycetaceae.
AUGAGUGCCCCUAAAUGGCUUUCCUUUCUUUCACAUACAAUAUUGAUAGGACUUAUAUUAAAAUCAAUAAAUAAAUCCUUUAUAUUUGGAAUAUUUUUGUCAGGGAUAGGAUUGUUAUAUCUAAUAAUUUCGGAAAGAAAGACAACCGUUCAAAGACCUAAACCAAAAUUGUUAAAUAUACAACCUGGUAAACCUCAUAAGAUUGAUAUUUCAUCCCUCAAUGAACCACUUUUCCCUCAAUCUAAAAGAAUUUCAGAAGAACUCGAUCAAAUAGUGAAAUUAGUAACAAACGAUUUUAUUCUAUCUUGGUUUCAAAGGAUAGAUAAUAAUUUAGAGUCUGAAUUCCCAGAUAACAUCAGAUUAAUCCUGCGAAACAUAAUCCUUAAACUGCAAAACAAUUUUAUGCAUAAUGAUAUGACGUCAAUAGUUGCAUUUAAAUUAAUCCCAUUGAUUACAAAACAUAUAAAUGCCUAUUGUUCAGCGAGAGCCACCGUUUUGUCCUCCAAUCGAAAUCGUUCCAGCAACAGUGAUAACUUUAAUUUACGAACAGCAAUUGAAUUCAACAACAUAUACAGGUUACAUAAAGCUAUUUCAUUAAAGCCUGAUCAUUUAGAUACGGAUAUUGAAUCUUAUAUGGAAAAUAAAGCUGAGAAACUUACUAAGGUACUAUUAAAUAAAAAAGAAUUGCGUUCCAAUAUAGUGAUCAUUUUAUGCAGAGAAAUUCUGUCCAAAAAUAUAUUGUUGCCUUUAAUUGUCAAAUUCUAUGACCCUGAUAAAUUGAAUUGCCUAAUUAUAUCGAUCUCCAAGAAAAUUAUCAAUGAAAGAAACCAAAUCCAAGAGGUUAAAUCCAUUCUAACGAGAGAAUUGCAGGAUAAAAAUACCAACAAUCAAAAUUUUACCAAUAUGAAGGAUCUCUUAGGGUUUAACUUUACCCUAAGAGAUGACAUAACAACAGAAGAAUUUGAGAGUUAUCUUCGAGGUUUAAGUGGCAUUGUAUCUAUCUCAGAUUUAAAAACAGGCAAAUUCUUAUUGACGACUACCCUUCUAAAAGUAGAUGAAAAUAAGAGUCUCAACAACAAAAAGAAAAAUGCAUACAAAAACAAAAUAUCUCUAUCCUUAGGGCUGAUUGAGAACAGAUUGAGAACAUUGAGUCAGAAUUCUAUUGAGAUGAACCGUAUGAAAAACAAAUCCCAACAGGAGAUUACCCCAAGUAAUGACGUUUUGAACAAAGAUAAUGUUGUUCUGGGAUUUGAAAAUAUUAUUCAAAAGAUAACGUUUGAAUCUAUUAUAAAUGAUGAAUUGUGCCUGUCAUAUUUUGAGGAAUUCCUUAAAAUAGCUUACAAUACACGUGGACUUGUAUUACUCAAUUAUUGGAAAUCAGUGGAAUCGUAUAAAAACCCAUUAGAGGAUGCUGGACGAGAGGAUAUCCUGCUCGAAGUAUCUCAACUUGAUAUCAAUAAUAUUAAACUGAUUGCUAAAGAAUAUCUUGAAGGCGAACAAUUAGACUCUCUCAAAUCUCUUGAUGAGGGUCUAGUCUCAAAUAUUAACCUGUUUACAAUGAAUGACCUAGACGUAUUGGGUAAAAAUGGAUAUUUGCUAGCGAGGAAGAGUAUGUUACUACUUCAAUCUGCUGCCGAAAAUAUAUUGGAAAAUGAGUAUCUGAAGAAUUUCAAGAAAUCAUCUAUCUUUUUGAAAAUGAUUUCAUCACCUGAAUUUAUUAAUACCGAUACAUACUCUAAAUAUUUUGUACCCAAAAUAGAGAACAACGCAAAACAUUCUAUUGUGCCUGUUAAUAAGAAAAUAGCGGCCAGUGCUGUCGAUGUUUUAUCUGAUUCUGGUUUAAAUGAUGCCAUUGAAGACAUUAUCCGAAGUGAAGAUAUUACAACUAUACAACACGAAACUUCGAACAAAAAUAACAAUAGUAUACUAAAUUCUUCAUUGAAUAGAAGAGACGGAUUAGAUUCUGAUAUGAAUAUGCAGGAUAUGAUGUUUAAGGACGAUUUAUUCUCUUUCAAUACAAGUCCUGCAAAAGGAUCACAAACCCUCCCAAAAUCUAACGAGAUGAAUGAUGGUCAGUCGAACAUCGAUGACGCAGAACAUGAAAAUAAUUCUAAUAGUAGAAAUAAAAUAAUUUACUCUGAACCGUCUGAUUUAAAAUCAAAAAUUGGAGAUUUAACAUUGGAAACAAAUCAAUUACAACAAGAACUUGAUUUACUAAAUCAUUUAAUUCUGAAGGCUAAAUUGACUAAUAAUAAGAGUCAAUUGAAUAUUCUGAUUUCUUCACAAAAGGCGCUCACUAAAGAGAAAAAGAUCAAAGAAUUGCUCAAACAACAAUACAUGGUUGAAGAAAAUACUACAAGCUUGUAUCAAAAAACAAGAGUUGCUAUCAGGUCAUAUAUAUUGGAUUAUGAGAUGUCAAAUCUGAAGGAGGUUGCCUACUAUAUCAUUAAUGUGGUUCAUUCCAACGGGGAAACCGCAACAUCGUGGGAAAUCCCAAGAAGAUAUACCGAGUUUACUAAGUUGAACUCAUAUUUAAAGAAGAAAUACAAACCAGCAAUGAAAAAUAUAAUAAAAAAAGAAAUAUUUCCUACAAAAAUGGCAAUGUCCUUGAAAUAUCAAAUGUCCCAAACUUUAUUAUUUGAAAAAAGACGUAAACAGUUUCAAUUAUAUUUAACAGAAUUAUUACAACUCCAAGAAAUCUGCCGAGAUAAUCUUUUUCGUAAAUUCUUAACAACUACCAAACCUUUCUCUGUAAGUAAUGACACAGACACACCAAGUACACAUCCCCGAAAAAUAAUGAACUCGAAUAGUCUCGAGAUCGCAACUAAAUCUAAUAAUAACAAUGGCAGUGAAGAUACGGGGGAAAAUAUUGGCCAUGGAUCAGAAUGUUCAUCUUCCUCAAAUUCUCUAUCUCCGACACCCAAGGUUGAAUCGGUAUCAAUAAUAAAUAACAAUGAUUUGAACGACCUACAGGAGGAUAAAUUAACAAUGAGCACUCUAUCUGAGCAAAAUUCAUCCCAUAAUUAUAUUCUGCAAGAUACAUCAACUUUAAAUAAAAUGUCGUUUAUCAAACCUAUUUGCGAUCUAUUUAUUGCUAUAUUUUCAUCUUAUCCUUCAGAAAAUAUUAAUUCGGGUACUGGUAGAGAUUAUUGGCUGAGGGGUGGCGCUAUUAUAAUGCUUUUGCAACAGUUAUUUGGUAGCACCAUUGAAAAAUACAUUAGAGAUACUAUCGCAAAAGUUUCUUCAGAGCCUAAAUUAUAUGAUAUAUUAUUCCAAUCUAGAAUUAGACUAUGGGGUGUGGGUGGAUAUUUUGAGAUAAGACAAAAGACCAAGUUGAAUCCACCUCCAGUUCGAAGUGAAGUAGAAAAGAAAAGAGCAUACAAUGAUUCCCAACUGUUGUUUCAAGCGUUGUUAGUAGAACUUUCCGGUAAAGUCGUCGGGUUACAUCAUGCAAGAGAAGCUGCUGCUAAGAUACAUGACAUAGUACAAAAUCCCUAUAUGAAUGCAUCAAUUCUUCUUGAAAUUUUCGAUUUAUUGCUGGACGAUAUCGUAUUUGAAGAGAAUCCUCUAAAAAUAUAG